Messenger RNA from Uranotaenia lowii, 2157 nucleotides. RefSeq lists its product as uncharacterized. The transcript is spliced from 9 exons. Gene Ontology annotation, molecular function: pigment binding. Bases 65 to 1864 code for a protein of 599 amino acids. The record is from RefSeq and is a predicted model, not a curated record. Lineage: Eukaryota; Metazoa; Arthropoda; Insecta; Diptera; Culicidae.
GCCCACCUGAGUCACUAUCAUCCCGACACUUUAUACGACAGACAAGUUUAAUUUUGCCUCAACCAUGGAGAUCCGAGUUUUUGGGUUGGUUUUAAUUGCCACGCUAAUGGCAACAGUUGGAGCAGUCAUCUACAACAGACCGUGCCCGGAAGUUGGUCCUCCGGUAGUUCAAAACUUUCAAGUAGAACCCUAUCUGGGCCGCUGGUACGAACUGCAACGUUACGAGCAGGAGUUCGAAUUGAACUACGACUGUUCCCAAGCCCGAUACGGAUUGUUAGAUGACCUGACGGUGUCUGUGACCAAUUCGGCCUACAAUCUGUUCAACUCAUCUACAACGCAGCUAGAAGGAACUGCCAAGAUUUCCUUCCCGGAGGAGGAAUAUUUACAGGGAAAAUUGAAUGUUUCGUUUUUCGGAAGACCUAACGACCGGGCCAACUACUGGGUGCUGGAUACUGACUACGAGAAUUUUUCGAUCGUUUGGUCCUGUGAGCCAUUGCCGGAGGAACAGUCCAACGAGAGUUUCUGGCUGCUGUCUCGAACCCGGACGCUUAGCUCGGAUCCGGUAGUCGAUAUGCGUGUUCGAUCGGUCAUUCGACGGUACAUCGACCGAAGUGAAAUCCGAAUCACCAACCAACUGGACCCUCGGUGUCCGGAUUUCAUGUUGCGCUACGGAACGAUUUUUGUGCUGAGUUUAGUGAUUAACAUUGGCCAAGGUUUCGUCGUUAAAGACGGAAACUGUUCCUUGGUGUCCAGUGAAAUGCCUGUUGUUGAAAAUUUCCUGCUCGAGAAGUACCUCGGCAAAUGGUAUGAAAUGGAACGGUACGAGCAGGAUUUCGAGCGAAACCUAGAAUGUGUGACGGCCGUCUACACCCGAAACUAUCACGACGGCACCGUUAGCGUCAAGAGCAAGGGAUUGCUUCCGGAAAAGGAUGCCUACGCAUCAUUCAAUGGAAUUGCCACCUUUACCGAUCCUCUGCUCGAUCCCGUCAUCGGGAAGCUCAAUCUGACCUAUGGAAUCGGCGCGAAUGACAUUUCCAACUACUGGAUCGUGGACACCGACUACGAUAAUUUUGCCGUUAUUUACUCGUGCACACCGAUUGAAGGCUCGGAAUCCGUUAUCGAAGGGUAUUGGCUGCUGUCGAGAACUCCAAAGCUUACGGAAGAACUGGUCAUAACGGAGAAACUUAAGUUCCUGCAGAAUCACUACUUUGUCCCGUCGCACAUCAGACCUACCAAUCACAGUGAAUCUUUAGAAAUGAUGACGUUUACCAUGACCGUGUUGUUGCUCGGGCUAGCCUCGAUGGCGCCUUGGAACGUCGCGAGCCAGCGGAUUGUCCAACAGCCCUGCCCUGACCCAGACACUCGACCGAUUGUGCAAAACUUUGACCUCAGCCGGUACAUCAAGGGAAAAUGGUACGAGAUCCUCCGGUACGAUCAGUACUUCGAACGUGGCUGCGACUGCGGAUUUGCCACCUACACGCUAAAGUUAAACAACUCAAUUAAGGUGGAAAAUUGCUGUGAACGGCUGCCCAAUGUUACGCUGCACUGUUCGAUUGGAAAGGCCGUCGUGAGUUUUCCCGAUGCCGACACGAUCGUGGGAAAACUGAACGUCACCUUCGGUGGACCUCCCAAAGACUCGAACUACUGGAUCAUGGACACGGACUACGACAACUACGCCAUCAUCUAUUCCUGUAAAAAUCUGUCUGACUCAACGUCAGCCGAAGCGGCAUGGGUCCUGUCAAAGCAAAGAACUCUCAAACCGGAGGUCCGCAGUCACGUAGACGAACUCGUCGAUAAGCAUCUGUCUCGGGCAGAUAUGCGUGUCACCGAGCAGAGCCAAUCGAUAUGCAAAUACGAAAACUAGCCAGCAAAAACUUGGAUUAAUUGAUCGGGAAAACUUUGGUCGAGAUUUUGCUGUCUUGAAGAAGGAAAAAAAAAUUCCGACAAACAGUUCCGUCAACAGCAGUUGCAGAAGCAGCUUCAAAUUGUAGCAUCAUCAUCAUCAUCAUCACUAGCAUCAUCGUCAGCAUUAAGACCUGCGGCCAAUCUUCAUUGUAGAAUUGCAUCCGAACACUAGACUGGAACGAUGUCGGAAAGCUGUAGGGUGACGAACCAAGGUUUUUUUUUAUGAUUUGCAAUAAAUUUGUUUCUACGUUC